Molecule: messenger RNA, 1200 nt
Organism: Aspergillus nidulans FGSC A4
Lineage: Eukaryota; Fungi; Ascomycota; Eurotiomycetes; Eurotiales; Aspergillaceae
Exons: 4
Coding region: 1-1200 (399 amino acids)
Source: RefSeq, a predicted model, not a curated record
AUGUCCGGUCAGCACGUGUGUUCCUUUCCAUACGAGGAAACAAAGGUGCGCAGUGUAACCGUCAAUAUCCAUGCAAUCAUUGUACGCGCCGUCGAAGACCAGAGGAGUGUCUCUAUAGUGGCUCUCUGGCAGUGUCACCGACCUCGAAGAUUUAGCCUCCUCACAGAGGCUCAGGGUCGCCCGCUAGAGACGGCACAGCCCUCUAUGGUUCGAGCGGACCUCCUCGAGCCUGGUGGACCCCUCUCUGCCGUUUCAGACGAGGCCAAGAGGUACUCGUACAGCCGCCGCUCCGCCCUGGCCCACUCGUUUGGUUACUUUGAGGAUAGCUCUUGCAAUACCUGCAUUGCUCCAGCGAGUGGCGCUCUCACUAGAUUCCUUACGGUGGGCGCUGCAAGUGUUGACGCGACUGACCAAGUCUCGUUAAGUAGUGGGACGUUGAGAGUCAUGGUGACAGCCAUGGCAGCGAAACAAUGGCAUCUGAUAUCCAUCUCUUUCAGCCUUCCUAGCACAGUAUCAGCUGUGGUGGACCGAAAAUCAACCGUUGACUGUGCGCGACGUCGAGUCCGCCGUUCUGAUCUCCGCGUCAGCGCAUACACAGCGCACUUUCUCCCGUCUCCUUCCCAUACAGUGGACAGUAUCGGCGGAGUCUCGCUCACUGACAUCCGCAAUACCUGCAGCAAUGUUGGUGACAGCCUAGCUCAGGCCUGUUUGUCUCUGGAUUGGGAAGGGUCGCUGGUGCGCGUUCAGUAUACUCUCUUCCUUGCUCUCAGAUUCUCCCAUUUGUCCCGGCAGCUAGAUCGGGUCCCGUUUCUUCCUGACGGCAUAGUGGCAGACGCCCUUCCCUGGUUGUGUCUUGUACCAGACACCAGCGCCAAUGCUAGUGCACCAGAAAUUUUCACGGAGCGGCUCAUGCAAGUACAUCUGGGUCGAUUCUGGCGCAGAUUCGGGCCGCGGCGAAAGUUUGAGUACGACCCCUUGGAGGCUGAGCAGCGAUAUGACAGGUUUUGCGCUGAGUAUCUACCGACGCUGUCACCUGAGUUUGCACUAGAGCCGGACAGCCAGUGGGACGCUAUUUUACCCAAGCUACCUAUGCAGCGACAGCUCAUGCACACUGCAAUCUUUGAUAGCAUAUGUUGGAACUUCCGGCUGCUGCUGAUACUCAAGCCCACGCAAAUCGCCCGCCUCGCCCCGUACAAAUAA